Molecule: messenger RNA, 991 nt
Organism: Mytilinidion resinicola
Lineage: Eukaryota; Fungi; Ascomycota; Dothideomycetes; Mytilinidiales; Mytilinidiaceae
Exons: 2
Coding region: 101-985 (294 amino acids)
Source: RefSeq, a predicted model, not a curated record
CCGCAGGCGGUGAAGCAUGCCGUGACAAGCGGUGGUCUGCAGCGUUGAGAGGGAUCCCGACGAGGCGGCUCGGAGUACAGGUGGUUGGGAGGUGGAGGAGAUGACUUGCAGGUGGGGCCGGAGAGGAGAGAUGGCCGAGUGGUGCUCGGGGAAGGCUUUGCGGCCAGCGCUUCCGCGUGUUUAUCUACUCGACGAGCUGGGCGGGCAUAUGGGCAUGCGUUCGAGGGGCACGGGAUGUCAGAGGCCUCGUGUUGCUGGCGGCGCUGUCGCGGGCUGCCCGUCCGGCCUCGACGUUGAAGAUGCGGGCGGCCUUGGCUUGGCAACACGGGAAACGCCAUCAGCCACGGAUGACGACCUGCUUGAAGGAUGCGCGAUGGUCCCGGGGUCGCUGGCGGAUCGGCCUAUCAUCAAGCCUCGCCGAGCUUCCAUCGCGGCAAAGGAUCCGCGACUGAAACGCCGCUUCGGCCGCCACCUCUGGACCGGGGUGCAGCUCUCGCUAAGCCCGGGGUGUUUCCCCUCGAAUGUCAACCACGGACGAGCAAAAUCAGGCAAAGACCGCAGCCCGUGCUUCCAGCUGGUGACAGGCUUCCCCAAUCUUGCGCCCAGGGAAGGAUCCCGAUCGUCUGGAAAGGGGCAGACGUCAGGCCCGCUGAUUCGACCAGCAGAUAGUGCAAGGAUGCGCCGCGGAGUCGACGAUAGGCUGUACCAUUUUGCAGAUAUUCGAUACUCUGGUAUUCCUAUUCGGGAAUGUUGCGCAAGCAACGUCAGUUGUCUCGACGCGACUGCGCCGCUCUCGCCGUAUGCCGCGAGAAUUUGCCCUAACUACCGUCUCGACGAGCGUUCUGCGUGUUUUCCGGGCGCGAGAGACCAGCAGCCCCUUGCUCCAGGAUGCGAAUCAAUCUCCCUGUGGCAGUUUCGAGGUGCUGGGGCACGCCAAUUGGUCACAAAGGCCUUUGAAAUCAAGUGUUCGAGCGACCAAAAAUAGUAAAGG